Molecule: messenger RNA, 743 nt
Organism: Phalacrocorax carbo (great cormorant)
Lineage: Eukaryota; Metazoa; Chordata; Aves; Suliformes; Phalacrocoracidae
Source: RefSeq, a predicted model, not a curated record
CGGUCGCCUCGGCCGGCGAUUGGCCGUUCGCUGGGGUGGGCGGGGCCGCGUGGGGCCGCGCGGGAAACGGGACGCGAUGGCGGAGGCGCGGCGGGAGCGCGCGCGGGGGGCGCUGCUGGCGCUCGAGGCCGCCCUGGCCCUGGAGGAGGAGGAGGGCGACGUCCCGGCCCGGGUCCUGGUGGAGCAUGUGGUGGACACCCGGCGGAAGCAGAAGCUGCUCCUGACCCAGCUGCGGGUGCUGCGGCGGCUCCUGGGGGUCAUCGAGAACCCGGGGCCCCCCCCGGCCCCCCCAAACCUGCGCGAGGAGGGGGCGCGGGCGCGGGGGAGGUGGCAGCAGCUGAAGUGGGGGUACGGGGGGGCCCUGGGGGGGGCCCUGCCCCCCGCCCUCGCCCAGCUGGGGAGGGGGCGGCGCCUGCUGCGGAGCCUGCGGGGGGUCCUCGGGGGGCGCCGGCGCCAGAUAGCGGAGCUGGAGGCGAAGGUGCGCGAGGCCGAAGGCAGGCGGGAUGAGCUGCGGCGGCGCCUGGAGCAGCGGCGGGAGGCGGCCCUCAGGGCGGGGGCGGGGCGCCGCCUCUACGAGCGCCUGGCGGGGGUGGGGGUGCCGCCCCUCCCCCCCCCGGGGCCCCCCGAAACCCUCCCGGACCCUCGUCUGCGCCGCAGCCCCGGGGGGGGCGUCUGCCCACUGGUGAGGGGGGCGGGGGGGGGCGCUGGGGGGCACUGGGAGAGCGCGGGGGGGCACUGGGGGC